Messenger RNA from Brassicogethes aeneus, 552 nucleotides. NCBI's taxonomy places the organism in Eukaryota, Metazoa, Arthropoda, Insecta, Coleoptera, Nitidulidae. The record is from the annotation of a GenBank genome assembly.
AUGAGCAACAAAAAAAUUCGCAUUACAGUCGUGGGUGAUGGUGAUACUGGAAAAACUUCCAUUCUUAUUGCAUAUAAGGACAAAACUUUUAACGACACCUAUACACCAACAGUGUUUGACUCAUAUUCCAUGGACAUCCCCAUAUUUAACGAAAUAUACCACAUCAUUUUAUACGACACCGCAGGGCAAGAAGACUUCGAUAGACUAAGACGUUUCGCCUAUAAAGACACAGAUGUUUUUAUCCUAUGCUAUGCAAUAAAUAAUCCAGACUCAUAUUACAACAUCAAAGAUAAAUGGGUACCUGAAUUAAGAGCUCUCAAGCCCAACACAAAAAUCAUACUUACAGGAACUAAAAGUGAUCUAAAGAGAAUGAGUGGCAGUAUAACAACCGAGGAGGGGCAAACCUUAGCCAAACAAAUAAAAGCUGAUGGAUUUUUGGAGUGUUCUGCAAAAAAUAUGAUAAACAUUGAACAAACAUUUCAAACUGCAUUUUUAAGAGCUGUUAAGGUGGAUCGAAAAAACAAACAGAAAGGGCAUUGCGUUAUGUUAUGA